GUCCAAGAGAUAAUAUAUAUCACGCGCCUCACACACACACACACACACACACCGCAAAUAUCAUUAUACACAAUCACAUCGUAUGUUCAUCAUCUGACUGUUUAGAAAUGAAAGUAAGAGAACAAUCAGGACAGGCUUGGGUUCUCACUGAUCUGCGUCUGUUGUAGUCUAGCGUUUAUUUUUACACUUAUUUUACAUCUGAUUGCUGUGAUUUACUGUAACAGAGGAGUCUUUGUGUCCGGAAUGCUGUCGAUUAUUAUCGUUUUACUGACUCUCCUCAUAGAGACUUCAGUGUCGUUGACUGUCAAGGUUCCUCCUGAUCCUGUAGUGGCUCAUGUGGGAUCCACAGUGACUCUUCCCUGCUGGAUCUCUCCUCCUGAGAGCGCUGAAGCUCUGGAGAUCCGCUGGUACCGUCACGAUCAGUUCAACAACCCUGUUCUCCUCUUUAAUUAUGGGAAGAUCCAGGACGUCCAGGAGAAACAGUACAGGAACCAAAGCUCUUUGACUCUGCGGUCAGAUCAGUCUGGUGGACUGAAGGAUGGAGAUGUCUCUCUACAGCUGGAGAAACUCAGAGUACAAGAUGAUGGUUCAUUUCGUUGUUAUGUGAGUGGAGAAAAUUCAUAUAGCAGUGAAGAGGUGUUUCUCAAAAUCACUGCUUUAGGAUCCGCUCCUGUCCUGUCUCCAAGGCCUCUAGAUGAUGGGCGUGUGAACAUCAGCUGCAGGUCCAGCGGCUGGUAUCCAAAGCCCAGUAUCACGUGGACGUCAGAUGAAGGAAGGGCUCUCGGUCCUGGAGGAACGUCUCACAGUCGUGGAGCAGAUGAGAUGUUCUCUGUCCACAGCUGGACGGCCGUCUCUCUCUCAGACGCUCAACAGGUCUCAUGUUCAUUCUCUCUCAGAUCUGGAGAGUUAAAAGAAGGAAGACUGAACAUACAGGGCAUCGUAUCUUCAGUGUCGUUGACUGUCAAGGUUCCUCCUGAUCCUAUAGUGUCUCAUGUGGGAUCCACAGUGAUUCUUCCCUGCUGGAUCUCUCCUCCUGAGAAUGCUGAAGCUCUGGAGAUCCGCUGGUACCGUAACAAUCAGUUCAACAACCCUGUUCUCCUCUAUAAUCAUGGGAAGAUCCAGGACAUCCAGGAAUGUUUCAGGAAACGAAGCUCUUUGACUCCGCGGUCAGAUCAGUCUGGUGGACUGAAGGAUGGAGAUGUCUCUCUACGGCUGGAGAAACUCUCAUAUCAGGAUGAAGAUUCAUUUCACUGUUAUGUGAGCGGAGAAAGUUCAUAUGACUGCAAAAUAGUAGAUCUCAAAAUCACAGCUUUAGGAUCCUCUCCUGUCCUGUCUCCAAAGCCUCUAGAUGAUGGGCGUGUGAACAUCAGCUGUGGGUCCAGCGGCUGGUAUCCAGAGCCCAGUAUCACGUGGACGUCAGAUGAAGGAAGGACUCUCCAUCCUGGAGGAACAUCUCACAGUCGUGGAGCAGAUAAGAUGUUCUCUGUCCACAGCUGGACGGCCGUCUCUCUCUCAGACGCUCAACUGGUCUCAUGUUCAGUCUCUCUCAGAUCUGGAGAGUUAAAAGAAGGAAGACUGAACAUACAGGGCAUCGUAUCUUCAGUGUCGUUGACUGUCAAGGUUCCUCCUGAUCCUAUAGUGUCUCAUGUGGGAUCCACAGUGACUCUUCCCUGCUGGAUCUCUCCUCCUGAGAACGCUGAAGCUCUGGAGAUCCGCUGGUACCGUAACGAUCAGUUCAGCAACCCUGUUCUCCUCUUUAAUUAUGGGAAGAUCCAGGAUGUCCAGGAGGAAUCAUACAGGAACCGAAGCUCUUUGACUCUGCGGUCAGAUCAGUCUGGUGGACUGAAGGAUGGAGAUGUCUCUCUACAGCUGGAGAAACUCAGAGUACAAGAUGAUGGUUCAUUUCGUUGUUAUGUGAGUGGAGAACAUUCAUAUGGCAGUGAAGAGGUGGUUCUCAAAAUCACAGCUUUAGGAUCCGCUCCUGUCCUGUCUCCAAAGCCUCUAGAUGAUGGGCGUGUGAACAUCAGCUGCAGGUCCAGCGGCUGGUAUCCAAAGCCCAGUAUCACGUGGACGUCAGAUGAAGGAAGGGCUCUCCGUCCUGGAGGAACAUCUCACAGUCGUGGAGCAGAUGAGAUGUUCUCUGUACACAGCUGGACGGCCGUCUCUCUCUCAGACGCUCAACUGGUCUCAUGUUCAGUCUCUCUCAGAUCUGGAGAGUUAAAAGAAGGAAGACUGAACAUACAGGGCAUCGUAUCUUCAGAUUCCUCAGGUCCAUGGAAGGCUCUUUUCUUCUCUGUUCUCAUCUGUGCUCUUCUGGGUUCAGUUGGGUUCAUCCUCUACAAAUACAGAGAGAAACGAACAGGAAAGAAACCAGCUACAGAAAUUUGUGAGGAGGAAACUCUGGAGAGACUGAUAAAAGAAGUUGUGGUUGACAUAACUAUAGAAGAACUGAGGAAGCAUGCAGUUGAGAUCACUAUUGACCGUGAGAGUUUACAUCCAGAUCUGACGGUUUCUAAAGACUGUAAAAUCUUGAGGGACAGUGAAGGUUAUAAUCACACUGGAGAGGAAUUUCCAUUUCAAUUAUGUGCUUUUGGAGCCCAAAGAUUCUCCUCUGGUCGUCACUAUUGGGAGGUAGAUCUGGUACGUUCCCCUAAUCCUCCCAAAAACUUCUGGAUAAUUGGUGUGGUGAAACAUGGAAACCUUAUUACAAAAGACAGAUCUGCUUUAACUCCAUCAGCUGGUUUCUGGUUCUUGUGUUCAGACGGUCCUCGUGGCUUUUACACCAACACUGAUCCACCAGUUAAACUCUCUCUGACACUGAGACCUGAACGACUGGGAGUUCUGUUAGAUUAUGAUGACGGUCAGCUGUCGUUUUACAACGUCACAGAGAAUAAACAUCUCCUGACCAUCAGCAGCAGAUUCUCUGGAUCAGUCGUUCCUCUGUUCAAUCCUGGAGCAGGUGACAAGAGUCCACUUAUAAUCCUGGAUUGUCCAAAACCUGAAGAACCAGCUGAAUCCAGUCAGCCUUUACUGAGUAAUAACAGCUCAGACGCCUGACUGACCAAUGCAGUUUAAACAGAAGGACAUACGUGCAUUAAAAAUACCUGAUGCAUGAAAACCUACAAACUACACGAAUAUAAAACAAUUUACUGGUAUGGUUCAGACAACGUAAUUUUUAAGAGUAGGUUUGAUUUCUACUGGUCAUGCGUCAUCAAUUCAAUCAAAAGUCAAUUUAUGACAACUUCACAUGACGUCAUCCAAUCCUACAGUGUCACAUGACAACAUCAAAUCAAAGUGCUUCACACUUGAAUCCUUACUUGUUUCGACUAGAAGAUACUCCUAAUCAGACUAACUAAACAAAUA
This is a messenger RNA of Cyprinus carpio (common carp), 3363 nucleotides long. Its product is annotated as butyrophilin subfamily 1 member A1-like. The coding region runs from base 244 to 3057 and encodes 937 amino acids. Gene Ontology annotation, molecular function: protein binding. The transcript is spliced from 13 exons. Lineage: Eukaryota; Metazoa; Chordata; Actinopteri; Cypriniformes; Cyprinidae. The record is from RefSeq and is a predicted model, not a curated record.